Molecule: messenger RNA, 6507 nt
Organism: Xenopus tropicalis (tropical clawed frog)
Lineage: Eukaryota; Metazoa; Chordata; Amphibia; Anura; Pipidae
Gene: etv3
Product: ETS variant transcription factor 3
Exons: 5
Coding region: 187-1782 (531 amino acids)
Biological process (GO): DNA-templated transcription; regulation of DNA-templated transcription; regulation of transcription by RNA polymerase II
Cellular component (GO): nucleus
Molecular function (GO): sequence-specific DNA binding; DNA-binding transcription factor activity; DNA binding
Source: RefSeq, a predicted model, not a curated record
CACGCAGCGUCAUUGCUGACUCCCCCGCUAAGCGCAGUGGGAGGUGGGAAGGCCAAGCCGGAAGUGGGAUUAAUAAGGCGGCAGGCACUUCCUGUUCGCUUGUAUGAGGAGACUGGAGAAGGAAGCGACAGGAGUGGCGGCGGAGCUGUGACCUAGCGGUCGGCCCCGUCAGCAAGAAGAGGAAAUAUGAAAACUGGCUGUAGCAUUGGGGAAAAGCCUAAAGGAGGGGGAGGGUACCACUUUCCAGACUGGGCGUACAAGGCGGAGUCAAGUCCUGGCUCCCGACAGAUUCAGCUAUGGCAUUUUAUCUUGGAACUGCUGCAGAAGGAGGAAUUUCGGCACGUUAUUGCCUGGCAGCAAGGGGAAUAUGGAGAGUUUGUGAUCAAGGACCCGGAUGAAGUAGCCAGGCUGUGGGGCCGGCGCAAAUGCAAACCUCAGAUGAACUAUGACAAGCUGAGCCGAGCGCUAAGAUAUUAUUACAACAAGCGGAUCCUGCAUAAAACAAAAGGAAAGCGUUUUACCUACAAAUUUAACUUCAACAAGCUGGUUAUGCCCAAUUACCCGUUCAUCAACAUCCGGCCCAAUGCUGUUCCUCAGAGUGCUCCGCCAGUUCCAACCGCAUCCUCGCAUUUCCACUUCCCCCCGCUAGACUCCCCCAGUGAAGAUGCCCAAGGAAGCCGUUUCUCGGGGAACUCCACCGCGCAGUCCAGCCGCGAGUCUUUGAAUGAGGUCGCUGAUCGCAAGGCAAACUCUUCGGAACAAGAUGACAUUUCCUCCGAUUGGCGUCGCAGCGCAGACCUCAUGGCCCCUCGGAAUCCUGUGGGUCUAAGCCAUCCUGCUCUUCAGAAGCACAAAUCGGAUCUGAUGCUCCCUGUUUUUCCAAUGCCGGGAAUGUAUGCAGACCCCCACAGUCCCUUUGCAUUGUCCCCUCUUCCUGGGCGUGGUAGCAUCCUGAAUGUACCCAUCUCGCCUGCCUUAUCUCUGACUCCGACUGUCUUUUCGUAUAGUCCAUCACCGGGUCUGAGCCCAGCUUUCCAAAGCGGCAGCUGCUUUAACUUCAACCCUGAAGAGAUGAAACACUACCUGCAGGCCCAGGCUUGCUCUGUAUUAAACUACCACCUCAGUCCGCGGACUUUACCGAGAUACCCUGGUUUCAUGAUGCCCCCACGUCAGCAUCUUUAUCCUCCAGAGGAGCAGUCCUCAUUCCCCAUCAAGUUGCAGCCUCCGCCAAUGGGACGCAAACACAGAGAGCGUCAUCAGAGCCAAGAGGAGACCCAGACUCCUCCACAGCAAACUCCCGUUGUAACUGCUAUGAAGGUCGAGCCUGUUUCUGAUGAUGAGCGAACCUCUGAUGAGGAUCUAGACACUUCAGACCCCGCAGAGAGAGAUUUCCACAGCGAUGAGGAAGAAGACUCCUUCUCUCCAAGAGAAGACCCUAGUAAGUCGGGGCAUAAAUUUAUCAAGCCCGCUACCCCAUCUUGGACCGCAGUUUCAUCCGCAUCUUCCAGACCUUCUUAUCCUUAUGCGGCUGCAGUAGAUCCUUCCGAAUCUAGCGACAGAGCAGCGAAGGACAUUUCUGUGGAUGUGGCUACAGUGGAAAAGAAAGAAGACUCUCUCCCGCCAAAGCUGCGUCUCAAGCGCAUGUGGAACGGCGACCGUCAGAUGGAGGUUGCGGAGGACAGAGGAGGAGAGAGCAGGAAAGUCAGCUGCAUUGUUAAUGGUCUCAGGUCUCCAGUCAUCCCCGCCGAAAACAAGGCAGUGGCUGCUGUGGCUGAUUAUUAGUCAUGGGAAUUUUAUUUUUUUAAUGAUCUAAUCCCGUUCAUGUAGCCAUUGCUACAGGAUGGUCGUUUUAUCGAUUUCCAAACUUUCCUAACAGCUGACCCAUAUUUAGUAUUUUUUUUUUUUUCCCUCUUUGAGCAUUCAGGGAGAACAAUACCUCUUAUACACAGGAAAUGACUCAACAGUACGGACCUGAGUUUCUCUUUUUUCGCUUUAUAUUUUGCCUUUACUGGUGGUGACGUAAAACAUUCAGCUGUUUUUUUCUUUUUAGUAAGAGCAUUUUGCUUUGUGGUUUUGCAGCUCUCUGCUUCAGAUAAAAUAAUGGCCUAGGAAAGCAUUUGGAAUGGAAGAAUCUUGCACUUGGCUUUUCAGUUCCGGUCUUUGGGUUAUUUAUACCUUUUAUUAAGGAUGUUUUUUUUCCCAUUUUUCUGGAACAUUUUUGACUGCUUUAGUCAUAUUAGCCCGGACAACCGGAAAUUUUAUUACUCAACCGAAUGGAUUUUGAAUAGUAGUGUAAAGAUCUGUGUCAACUAUAUACCCCCCCCCCCCCCAUCAUGAUUUAAUAGGUUCACUGGUAAGCUCAUGUACCAAACAUCCAUCAAGUUUAAUCCAGCAGUACUAUCUACAAAUAUACCUCCUGUGGUCCAGCCACUCUUUUUCUUUUUGCCUGUAGGAAAAAUAUUUAUUGCUUCAGCCUUGUCACUUUCUAUAGAAACCCUGCCGUCGCAGUGACUCAGUGUUUGUGUGCUGAAUAAUUCCUGACGGGAAGUCGAGGAAGCGCAGCUUGCGGGUUUUAUGACCUACAGGAAGGAGAGUUUAAAGAAAUGGCGGAAGGUGAGGAGAAAUAUAACGGGAGAGCCUUGUUCUCAGUUGUUGGGAUUUUCCCACACCGCCGCCAGUGUAUACACCUAAACACACAUGCAUCUAAAUCUGGUGUGUUAAAGGGGUUGUUCACCUUUGUAGAGAUUGCUAUUCUGAGACAAUUUGCAAUUGGUCUUCAUUUUUUAUUUGAAUUUCUGUUCUGCAGUUUUCGAGUUUUAACAGAUAUCUGGUUGCUAGGGUGUUGCUUACCAUAGCAACCAGCUAGCUGUUUGAAUGAGAGAUUGGUAUAUAAAUAGGAGAGGGCCUAAAUAGUAAAAGAAAGUAUCAAUAACAAUAAAACUGUAACCUCACAGAGCAGUAGUUGUUGCUACCGGGGUCAGAUAAUUUAAAAACGAUUGAUAAUGAAGACCAAUUGAAAAGUUGCUUAGAAUUGUCCAAUCUAUAAUACUAAAAGGUUACUUAAAGGUGAACCACCCCUUUAGACAUUGGAUUUGAUUAAAAAAAAACAACCCAUAUUCAUUCUAUUCUCUCUAGAUAUUUAUAAAGAUAUAUAUGUUUAUAGAGAGAGACCUGCUUUAACUUUUUAUAUCGCAAGUUUGUCGGAUUCAACUACAUUCACCCAAAAUUCUAGGUGUCGUUUUCCCCAAAACAUUUUAUAUCAUAAAUGAGAUUCCACAACAUUGUCACUUUUUUUUUCCCCCCCUCACCUGUGUUUUUUUGUAUAUAUUCAACUGAAUGAACUCAUGUCAAAAAGGGGGGUUUAUUUUUCCUUUUUAAGUACCUGCCAAAUCUUGUUUGGUUUGGCCAUAAAUUUGACUUUGUAGCGCUAUUAAGUUGCCUGUGCCUCAGGGACUGAUGAAUCAUUAUGGUCUGCGGCCGGUGUAGUGUGAGAGCCCUUGUUUAUGUCUGCCUGCAGCCUUGUGGGUCAAACCCUACCUAGGCAGGUACGUAGCUCAUACCAGGGUCACUUGAAAAAUCAGUAUAUACGGGCUCUGUUGCAUGUUAGUGUCCCUGCUGGGGCCCCGUAAACUGACUGGAAUCUAUCAAAUAUGCCAGGUUGUUCCAAAGGGGUUGUUCACCUUCUGAGUUAACGUUUAUUAUGAUGUAGAGAGUAAUAUCCCGAGACAGUUUGCAAUUGGUCUUCAUUUUUUAUUGUAUAGGACCCGUUAUCCAGAAUGCUCGGGACCUAGGGUAUUCUGGAUAAGGGGUCUCUCCGUAGUUUGGAUCUUCAUACCUUAAGUCUAUUAAAAAAAAUUAAUAAAACAUAUCUUAGUUUGGAUCUAAUACAAAGCACUGUUUUUUAUUUUUACAGAGAAAAAGGAAAUCGGUUUUAAAAAAUCUGAAUUAUUUGAUUAAAAUGUAGCCUAUGGGAGACGGGCUUUCCGUAAUUCGGAGCUUUCUGGAUAAUGGGUUUCCGUAUAAGGGAUCCCAUACCUGUAUGUAGUGGAUUUUUUUUUUUUUUUAUCGUUUCAGUGUUUGUUCAGCAGCUUUGCAGUUUGGAGUUUUAAGCAGCUAUCUGGUUGCUAGGGUCCAAAUUACCUUAGCAGUCAGCAAGCAGUUUGAAUAAGAAACUGGAAUAUGAAUAGGCGAGGGCCUGAAUAGAAAGAUAAGUAAUAAAAAGUACCAAUAAUAAUAAAACUGGAGCCUCACAGAACAAUAGGUUUUUGGCUGCCGGGGUCAGUGAUCCCCAUUUGAAAGCUGGAAAGAGUCAGAAAAGAAGGCAAAUAAUUUAAAAACUAUAUAUAAAAAAAAUAAUAAUGAAGACCAAUUGAAAAGUUGCUUAGAAAUGGCCAUUCUAUAACAUACUAACAGUUAACAUAAAGGUGAACCGCCCCUUUAAGAUUGAGUUGCCUUUAUUAAGAAUAUACAAGAUCCCUACCGCUUUUCUCAAGUUGGUAUUCAAACCAAAGCUUCCCCAGAAUAACCAUGCCUGUUUUAAAAAGAAGAACCUGUAAAUAUAUAUAUAUUUUUAUUGGUGAAUUUGUAUUUUUCUAAGCAAAGCUACAAAUAUUUUAUUAAAGCAAGAAUGUAGUUAAUUGGAUUAUGCACGUAAUUGCCUCUCGUUCCAUAGUGUUAGAGAGACAGUCGUCUCGUGGUUUCUUCCUGCUGCUGCUAUUCUAUCUGUCUCUGCCCUGGGUGUGCUGCUCUAACAGGUUGUUCCCAUCCUGCCCCAAACUGCCCCAAGCUUCCUGUGCUCCCAUCCAGGAAUGCAGUCAGACCUGUCCCCUUGGCUUGUACAAACAUCCCCUUUCAUUUCCUCGUAUGAAAUGAUUCCCGCUGAUGCAAAUUCUAGCUCAUACGUACGUGUUUUUAGAGCGUAGAACCAUAAUAAGGACUUGGCAAUCCCCCGCUUUUAUUAAAAGCUCAAUGCGACAUGAAAAGAAAAUUGUUUUUACGUGCACACUUUGAAAACAUGGCUGCCCAAACCCAUUCAAAACAGGCUAUAGUCAUUGUACACUCCCUAUAAGUCUCUUCUGAAUGGUUAGCCGGCAUACCAAGGAGUUAAAGGACAAGCAAACCUAAAAUCUCUGGGGUAUUCCGAGUCGUCAGUGCCUGCAGUGAUUCUCAUUGCUCAAAGCCAGUCUUAGGGUACCUCUGCCAGUUCCAAUAGGGUAUGUGUGCAGUACGGAAAUCUCAGGCUGGGGGAUACUAGGGAGGCCAAAAAAAGAUGGCUGGGGGGGAGACACUUGGCAUAAAGUGCCUCAGGUCGUUUGGUUGCUAUGGGUUACUAGACUUACCUGGAGCAAGUUGUAUGUGUUAUUUCAUAGCUUCUAAUCAGCACUAGUUGGAUGGGGCAUAAGGGUUAUCCUGAUUGGCCUUAGGGAGAAUUUCAAUAAAGUAUAAACCAACUUUUAUUGGCUCCCUUUAUAAUUUCACACUUUUAUUAUUAUUAUUUAUUUUUUUUUUUUUUUAAAUGAAGGCUUUACCUGAAUAUUUGGUUAUAGGUCUGACUUCACGACUUAAACCCAGGCACUUAGGUAGGUUAGGAGGUGGCAUGAAGCAUUAAGGGCUGCCCAUGUAAAUGAUAGAUCCCAUAGUGGGAGCGAUUGCCUUAGUGACGCCUUCCAUGAGUAGAUUUUCCUCUACAAGCUUCUGGUUGAAUUGGAAUAUUAUUUCCUGCCCUAAUAGGGGCUCCUAUUAUAUUAAUGUAGUGCCCUUCCCUCUACUGGAAUCAUUGCCCUUUCUGCUAAGUGGCUUUUAACCUUCCCAUUAUAGAAAACAUGGCUGCUGCUAUAGCUCUUACUGUAUUUACAAUGCCGUUUAUUUUUAGAAAUGCAACAACAAAGACGCUCCAGUUUAACUCUGAGCAACCUCAACAUCUCAGGUACCCGUAAUAUUUACCUCUUGUCUGAGAAAUGAUCGGGGGCAGCCGCCUCUAGGGAAGCGCCAUCAUUUCUUAGGCCUAAAACAAGCGAGGGACACUUAAUCCAGAGUGUUGGUUAUCAUAGUACUGCUGAAUUAAACCUGCUCCAUUCAUUGCCUUCACAGCAUUGAGUGAAAUGUUUUAUUUCAGUUACCAAAACCUUCUGAAAAUUCACCAGGUAACUGCAUAUUUAUAUAUAUACUCAGGAACAGUGUGUGCAUCAGGGGGUUGUGUAACCUUUACUCCACAAUGCAACUGUAUUGACCGGGGUAAUUCAACCUCCCCUAUUCAUGUUCCAGUCUGCCCUUCAAUCCUCUACCUGGUUGCUAGGGUAAGUUGGACCCUAGCAACCAGAUAGCUUCAAGCUGGAGAGCAGCUGAUCAAAGUUGAAUUUUAAUAUGCCGGGCAAAAGCAGUUGUGGUGUUCAUUAUCCCCCGGUGUGAGUUAUUCCCUACUGGAAUAUGAGUUUACUGUUAAAUCCAUGAUACCCCUUUAUGCUAACCCAAGUGCCAGAAUAAACAAACUAUAUAUAUUUAUAGAGA